Molecule: messenger RNA, 969 nt
Organism: Acanthoscelides obtectus
Lineage: Eukaryota; Metazoa; Arthropoda; Insecta; Coleoptera; Chrysomelidae
Source: the annotation of a GenBank genome assembly
AUGACAAGCAGGAAGAGGAUUCGGAAUGAAUCGAUGUCGCCUCUGUCGCAGCCUACAGUAAGGAGACCCCGCACCGAUGCAGUCAACCUCACCGCCAACUCCCCCGCACAGGUCGAACAAACCCAGGUGGUCAUUGAACCAGCGCUGCGCGAAUACCUCGCGUCUGAACGCGAAGCAGCGCUGGCCAAUGGGAACGGCCAUCUGGCGGACCUGUGCCAGGCAGGAUCAUCGCUUGCGGUUAAUGAUCUUGCCUCCUAUCUAGACAAUUGGAUAAUAGAAGAUUUCCAAAAAGGGGGAAGGAAAUACAACCCAAAUGGUCACAGAGGUGGACCAAAAUCAAAUUACGGAGGUACUAGACCAGGAAGAGGUCCACGGGUAGAAUCAUACAAAAAGGCCCAGGAUCUCUACCUCCGUAACAGAUCAGCUCUAGUGGAUAAAAUCAUUUCAGGAACUCCACUAGACUCUACUGAAGAGGUACCACCUCUAAAAGCGGUUGAGGAGCUGUAUAGCGGGAUCUUCGAGCGGGCUGCGACGGAGACGAUGACGGUUCAUCCCGAACCACGAAACACCGAUGCCACCACUUUCGCUCCAUUCGAAGAAAGCGAACUAGAGGCAGCCAAAACAGCAUGGGCUAACUCAGCACCUGGUGCUGACGGAAUAACGGUGGCAUCGGUUAAAAAUACGAACAACAGGGUGCUAUGUGUUUUAUAUUCAAUAAUCCUUAUGAGAAACGUGCACCCUGCCAUCUUCCUGCGGUCUAGGACCACAAUUAUAUAUAAAGACGGCCAACGGAGCGAGGCGGCGAAUUGGAGGCCCCUUACUAUCGGGAGUGCCCUCCAGCGACUGAUGCACAGGGCGAUGGCUAACCGCUUGCGGAAGGUCGUCGCCCUGGAAGCCAAUCAACGCGGAUUUAGUACGCUGGACGGCACUCUCGCGAAUUGUAUGAUUUUACACUCACAUUCGAAAUAG